This is a messenger RNA of Gasterosteus aculeatus aculeatus (three-spined stickleback), 2208 nucleotides long. RefSeq lists its product as uncharacterized. Lineage: Eukaryota; Metazoa; Chordata; Actinopteri; Perciformes; Gasterosteidae. The record is from RefSeq and is a predicted model, not a curated record.
CGUUGUGUACAUCGGGAGGGCGGGACCUGUGGGGCUGUAUCCAUGGGCGGGACUCAAAGACCCGAAUCCACAGUUACUGCAAAACCUUCGAUCAGCAGCUUUGGACCGCUUAACAACUUUUAAAAAGGGGAAGUAAAGUAAUGGCAGAUAUCGUGACCAUGGCAGAUGAUGCGGCAUUUGUGGAGGAAGGCAUCGGCCCGGCUCAGAGCCCUUUGGUCGCAGUCAGCUUCCAGAGAAACGUCCACAGGAAAGAGAAGUACCUGGAGGCUGAACCCAAAGCUCUGGGGGUACCGCGUGUGUCCGUCUGCGUGUCUCUUUCAAACUAUACGUUCCGUGAGCUCUGGCUGCUCAAUGUGAACUCUCCUGUCUGCUGCCCCCAGAUCACCCAGAUUGGCCUGAGCGUGUUUCAGAACAGCUGCGUGGCCGUGCUUCUGUCCAAAGGCCUGAGUCAUGGGCCCAUUGGCAUUCCUUUCUUCAUUUCAUCUCUUACGCUGAUAAUAGCUGGGAGUUUGGCCGUAGCAGCACAGAAUCUCCAUCUGCCGACGCUGAGAGCCUGUUUAGGAUGGCAGAUUGUGGCUUGUGGCGCGUCCGUCUUCAACUUGAUCUGUUGUUUUUUAAAAAUGGAUUUUGGAAGCAGUUUCUGCUGGUACUUUCUCUAUGACUCUGACUUCUCUACGGUUGAAGAAACCUGCAAGAAAAUUGAGGGCGCCACUUCCCAUUUCUCUGCUGAGAUUAUAGUCCUUGAGGUUGCUUUGUUCGCCAUCUCUGCCACUCUGGCCGCCUACUGCUGCAAGGUGGUCAAUUGCUGCUCACCAGCUCCCAAAAUGCCGGUGAUCACUGUGCAUGCGCCCCCCCCUGUCCAACAGUGAGGAGACCAAGUGGACACAGGACUGGCAGGAUACCGUUUUUCAGCAUAACAAAUGCAACACAAAUUUAAAGUUGCUCUAAUCAAUAUUUUUUAUAUUAUCAAUGGAUGAAAUGGCAAUGUGUGAUGCGAAAGAGGUUUUGGUGGUGACAGAACAGACACAGCUGGAGACUUGGUGGGGAACACAGUGGAGCAUUUAGCUGUGAAAGAGACAGAUAUUGUUCUCAGGAGUUGGUGGAGACCAAACCAGACGCAAAAGAGACUUGGACUCUCAGCAGAUGGAACAGCACGCAACUUAAUGCUGAAGCUGCUCCAAUCUGCUGGAAGUGUAAACAAUACACAGUGUUUCUGACAUAAUAUUCCUAGCAACGUUAUGGUAUUUAUGUGUCUACGUUGUAUUAACAGUUUUUUUCACUCCACUCAAGUGGUUUAAAAACCACGUUGUGUUGGGUUUAAUGAUCUGAUGGGCAGCUUAAGAAUCUCAAUAUUUCUAGUCAAAUUUGAUUGAUUAAAUUCACAUUUUGCAUGCAAAGAUUUCUUUUCUAUACGUACUCCUUCUCUAAUUUUGACUUUGAUCAUAAGGAAAUAGCUACGUGUGUAAAGAGGGCUGUGGAAAUGAGUCUUAAAUCCCAGAAAUACGUCUGCAUUUGGGGUUUUUUGGUUCCCUCGCCACAGUCAAUGGGUUUUGGAUUACCUGAAAUCAUUUCUGUGGGUAACGUAAACUUUUGUGUCGAUAACCCACUAGAGCAUUUUUUUGUAAGAAUAGAAAAAAAACCCAUUGGCUUUUUGAGGAGGGAACCAGAGAUGUUAAUUGUUGGUCGUGUUGGCACAACAAAAGACAACACGUAAAAUCACCAACAUGAACAUAUUAGGGCGGCACGGUGGCGUGGUGGUUAGCACUGUUGCCUCACAGCAAGAAGGUCCUGGGUUCCACUCCGCCCAGUGGCCUUUCUGCGUGGAGUCUGCAUGUUCUCCACGUGUCUGCGUGGGUUCUCCGGCUUUCUGCCACAGUCCAAAGACAUGCUCUGGGGAUCAGGUUGAUUGGGGACUCCAAAUUGCCUGUAGAUGUGUGAGUGUGAAUGGUUGUAUGUAUCAGUCCUGUGAUUGGCAUACAUACAAGGAAUUUGACUUGGCGGUUGGUAGACAGUGUCACGCAGGUAAUAGACAACAAGUAAUACUAGUAAAAAUAAAUAAAAUAAAAGUCUAAUGAACAUACUUACUUUUCUGAAGAUGCCUUUGUUCAUAUUGUUGUUACUUGAUGACGAGUACUAAAUAUAUAAUGCUUUGCUGAUUGUAAUUGCAACUCAAAUUCAUGAAAAAUAAAAACUAUAUUACUAUAUUGA